Messenger RNA from Mytilus trossulus (common blue mussel), 1664 nucleotides. RefSeq lists its product as uncharacterized. Bases 93 to 1088 code for a protein of 331 amino acids. Lineage: Eukaryota; Metazoa; Mollusca; Bivalvia; Mytilida; Mytilidae. The record is from RefSeq and is a predicted model, not a curated record. The transcript has 3 exons.
UUCUUUUUGUCUUUUAAAUUUUUUAUCAAGUCAUUUGUUGCAAAAAAAUAAUUACUUUUUCAAGUUGUACUGUCUUACACAGGAGGCUUACCAUGGCUGUAACCCGAAAUAAAGCUAGAAAAAAUUAUAAACUAUUAAGUGAAUUUGGUUUGGAUCAGGACGUUCUCGAUGUUUCGGACCCUACUUCUGACAUUUUUGAUCAUGAGACUUCACCUGAUGAAGUGGAUAGGUUGGAACAUAGGAUCCACAAUUUAGAGUUAAGCAUUUCCGAAAAAGAAAGGAAACUUGAAAAAUCCGAUUUUGAAAAACAGGGGGCUAUCCCAAAAACUCGUUUAAAAAAUGGGGAGUCGAGUAAACUUAUUGAUCCGGUCAAGGAGAAAGGUGUAGUUGAGAAGUCGAACAAUCCGCACAAGCCACAGUCGAGUGCUCCUAAAGUGAAAUCAACUGAAAUAGCCGGUAAAAAGACCAAAUCAGCGAAAAGAAAAGACACCAGCGACUCCAAAAGUGUUAAAAGGAAGGAUUUGCAAGUGCUAAGACGAGAUAUGUUUGUGACUAGGAUUUCGGCUUUCGCGAAAGAUUUUAGGUCUACUCUGGUGUGCGAUUCCAUAGCCAAGCAUGUUAAAACAAUUAGAAGGUGUCACUUGCAAGCCUUUCCUGGAGCAAAUAUUUGGGAUAUGAUCAAUUUGCUUAAUUGUGGAACAAUUCAGGUAAAUUAUGAUAUAAUUCUGAUUCAUGUAGGAACCAACAAUGUUGGUACCUAUGAGAUUGCUGAUUUUGAUAUAGGCUAUAAUGUGCUUAUCUCUACAAUUGAGAAAUUAGUUAAGCCACAUACUGUCAUAGUUAUGUCAGCAAUUAUCCCACGCUUACUUGAUUUUCAGAAUACAAGUUAUUUUGUCACUACUAUUAAUUCUAGAUUAAGAAGUUUAUGCUUUAAACGUGGUGUUCAGUUUGUAGCUACUUAUAAACCUUUUUUAAAGUUUGGGAUGCCAGUUUGUGAACUUUAUUCACCCAUCUGUAAGUUACAUUUGAAUUAUUUUGGUAAUUUAAAAUUGACAAAUUUUUUUGUUCAAGUAUUGUCUCAUUGUUAAACAAGAGGAUGUUAAGUCUCAUCUUGUUACUGUUAAACAGAAGGAGCAAUCUUAUUCUGUGCCUUUUUUUUUAUCUAAUUGUGCUUACAGUAGUGGGUGAUUGUAUAUAUCCUUAAGGGAACAUUUUGUUUUCUGGCCAAUCUUGUCAGAAAGAUCUGAUCAUUCAUGUCAGUGGUAUUGUUUGAUAUCUAACCACUCAUGUCGGUAUUAUUAUAUGUAUUUGUUAGAAAUAUCUGACCAAUCAUGUCAGUAAUAUUUUUUUGAUUUCUGACCAUUCAUGUCAGUGAUGUUUUGUGAUUUCUGACCAUUCAUGUCAGUAUUUUCAUUAUUUUUGCUUGUAACUUAAAUAGCUUUUAAAUUUUGUUUAAUAUCAAUCAAUGUGCUGUAGUUACUGUUUGGCCGUUGGGGUUUUGGUGCUGAACAUUGAUUGGAUUAACUUUAACGUCUAUUAUUGUUUUUUCAUAUGAAAUUGUAAUAAUUUGCCAAAAUUAAAUGUUUUAUUUUAAUUCGUUUUAAUUCCUACUGAACAUUUAUUUAGUAUUGCUUUGCAUCCAGUCGUCUCAUAUCUUUAAUAUA